Molecule: messenger RNA, 1709 nt
Organism: Paramecium pentaurelia
Lineage: Eukaryota; Ciliophora; Oligohymenophorea; Peniculida; Parameciidae
Source: the annotation of a GenBank genome assembly
AUGGGUACCUGCUCUGGAAAAAGACCUUAAAAUAGUUUAGCUUCAAAGAACCAGCAGAACUAAUCAGACCAAGGAAAUACUACUACUUAAAAAUAUCAAUUGAAUGAUGGUAUGUAUCUAAAUUGAAAAAAGUAUAACCAGACAUCGGACAUCUAAUAAUAACAAGUGAGAAAUUAGGAAGGAUAACAAGGGAUUAUACGCUCUUAAAUCCUCCUUUGGGAAGUGGUAUAAAUAAUGUUAUUGAUUAUAAUUCAAGGAGCCUAUGGAGAGGUGCGUAAAGCUAUUCAUAAAAGUACGAAUCUAUUGAAGGCUGUUAAAAUAAUACAUAAAUCUUAAACUAGCAAAGAGGAAUAAGAAAGGUUAAUGAAUGAAGUUAAGAUGCUGUAGAAAUUAGUAUCAAUAAUAUUUAUAUCUAAUAGGAUCAUCCAAACAUCAUUAAAAUAUUCGAAUUUUAUUAAGAUGAAAGAUUUUUCUAUAUAGUAACAGAGUUGUGUACAGGAGGAGAACUAUUCGAUAAAAUUAGAGCAGAGGGGAGUUUUUCUGAAAAGAAAGCUUCUGAAAUAAUGAAACAAAUAUUAUCGGCAGUUCAUUAUUGUCAUGAUGAAAAGAUUGUUCAUAGGUAUUAAAAUGAAUAUUGUAAAAAGAGACUUAAAACCUGAGAAUCUAUUGUAUGAAUCAGAAAAAGAAAAUUCUUUACUUAAAAUUAUUGAUUUUGGUACUUCUAAAGAGUUUGUACCAAAUUAAAAAUUGAAUUAGAAAUUAGGAACUCCAUAUUAUAUAGCACCUGAAGUAUUGAAAAAGAAAUAUGAUGAAAAAUGUGAUUUAUGGUCUUGUGGUGUAAUUUUAUACAUACUUUUAUGUGGGUAACAUAUGUAGAAUAAAUUAUUAAGUUAUCCUCCAUUUGAUGGAAAAACUGAAGAUAAAAUAAUGGAGAAAGUUUCAAAAGGAGUUUAUUCAUUUGAUUCUUAAGAAUGGGAAGAUGUGUCUAAGGAAGCCAAAGAUUUCAUUAGAAAACUAUUAUAAUUGGAUCCAAGUAGUUCAGUUUUAUAGAUUCUUAGGCAAAAGGUUGAGUGCUCAUUAAGCGUUAUCUGAUCCUUGGAUUAAAAAGUUUAGUAAUCCUCUUGAAUUCGAUAAACCAUUAAUGACAAAAGUAUUAACAAAUAUGAAGAAAUUCACAGCAUAAUAAAAAUUAUAAGAAGCUGUUUUUAAAUUUAUUGUGAAUUAAUUAGCAACUAAAGAGGAGAAAGCAGAAUUAUUAAAAACAUUUUAAUGUCUUGAUACUAAUUAAGAUGGUAAAUUAAGCAAAGAGGAAUUAUUGGCAGGAUAUUCUAAGAUUAUGAAACCAGUUGAAGCAGCAGAAGAAGUUAAUCGUAUAUUUUAAUAAGUUGAUAAAAAUAAUUCUGGUUCUAUAGAUUAUACUGGUACUUAUGUUUAUAAUAUAUAUAUGAAUAGAGUUUGUUAUAGCCACUAUAGAUAGAUAAUAAUUAUUAUCUAAAUAGAGAUUGUAGAUGACAUUUAGAAUGUUUGAUAAAGUAAAAUAUUAUAUAAUAUAGGAUAAAAGUGGUUUGAUUAGUGUAGAUGAAUUAAAGGAAAUAUUUAGUGGUAUCUCUGAAGAUAUGUGGAAAUAAGUGGUUCAAGAAUUUGAUUCCAAUUCUGAUGGACAAAUCUCAUUAGAUGAAUUUUUUAGCAUGAUGAAAAAAAUAGAAUGA